AUGUUGCCCAAGGACUUUCAGUGGGGGUUCGCCACGGCUGCCUACCAGAUCGAGGGCGCCGUCGACCAGGACGGCCGCGGCCCCAGCAUCUGGGACACGUUCUGCGCGCAGCCCGGCAAGAUCGCCGACGGCUCGUCGGGCGUGACGGCGUGCGACUCGUACAACCGCACGGCCGAGGACAUUGCGCUGCUCAAGUCGCUCGGGGCCAAGAGCUACCGCUUCUCCAUCUCGUGGUCGCGCAUCAUCCCCGAGGGCGGCCGCGGCGAUGCCGUCAACCAGGCGGGCAUCGACCACUACGUCAAGUUCGUCGACGACCUGCUCGACGCCGGCAUCACGCCCUUCAUCACCCUCUUCCACUGGGACCUGCCCGAGGGCCUGCAUCAGCGGUACGGGGGGCUGCUGAACCGCACCGAGUUCCCGCUCGACUUUGAAAACUACGCCCGCGUCAUGUUCAGGGCGCUGCCCAAGGUGCGCAACUGGAUCACCUUCAACGAGCCGCUGUGCUCGGCCAUCCCGGGCUACGGCUCCGGCACCUUCGCCCCCGGCCGGCAGAGCACCUCGGAGCCGUGGACCGUCGGCCACAACAUCCUCGUCGCCCACGGCCGCGCCGUCAAGGCGUACCGCGACGACUUCAAGCCCGCCAGCGGCGACGGCCAGAUCGGCAUCGUCCUCAACGGCGACUUCACCUACCCCUGGGACGCCGCCGACCCGGCCGACAAGGAGGCGGCCGAGCGGCGCCUCGAGUUCUUCACGGCCUGGUUCGCGGAUCCCAUCUACUUGGGCGACUACCCGGCGUCGAUGCGCAAGCAGCUGGGCGACCGGCUGCCGACCUUUACGCCCGAGGAGCGCGCCCUCGUCCACGGCUCCAACGACUUUUACGGCAUGAACCACUACACGUCCAACUACAUCCGCCACCGCAGCUCGCCCGCCUCCGCCGACGACACCGUCGGCAACGUCGACGUGCUCUUCACCAACAAGCAGGGCAACUGCAUCGGCCCCGAGACGCAGUCCCCCUGGCUGCGCCCCUGUGCCGCCGGCUUCCGCGACUUCCUGGUGUGGAUCAGCAAGAGGUACGGCUACCCGCCCAUCUACGUGACGGAGAACGGCACGAGCAUCAAGGGCGAGAGCGACUUGCCCAAGGAGAAGAUUCUCGAAGAUGACUUCAGGGUCAAGUACUAUAACGAGUACAUCCGUGCCAUGGUUACCGCCGUGGAGCUGGACGGGGUCAACGUCAAGGGGUACUUUGCCUGGUCGCUCAUGGACAACUUUGAGUGGGCGGACGGCUACGUGACGAGGUUUGGGGUUACGUAUGUGGAUUAUGAGAAUGGGCAGAAGCGGUUCCCCAAGAAGAGCGCAAAGAGCUUGAAGCCGCUGUUUGACGAGCUGAUUGCGGCGGCGUGAUGGAAAAAGUUUUUGAGUUGAUGAUACCUGCAAAGGGAUGCUGAAGAUGAUGAUGAUGUAUGAACACGAAAGGGAUAGUAUUAUAGCAAGCUAGGAUAACCUGAUGCUUCUUCAAAGGGGAAAUUGAUAUAUAAACAUGCAUAUAUAAUGAAUCAAACAGGACAAUGUCGGAGGAAAAACGAGGGUGAGAGAAUGGACAGACCGAUGGACGCAUCAAGAAUGGGGUAUGAUAGCUGCAUCUAUUUGGCUGUUUGCUAUUGAUUUUCAAGUCGUUUAUGACUGUGCUACCGGAGACGCUCCCUCAUUCCCGCGAUUCAUGCCAUGUGACGGCAUCGGAUUCUGCAUCAUCGGCCAGUUCCCGUUCCCAUUCGGCCAGUUCGGACCGGGCAUCUGCUGCUGUCCCGGGUUGAACAUGCCCCCCGGCUGGUUGCUCACCAUGUAAUGCCCCUGCUGGCCCUGUCCCUGCUGAAACUGCUGACUUUGUCCCUGCUGAAACUGCUGACUUUGUCCCUGCU
This is a messenger RNA of Trichoderma reesei QM6a, 1916 nucleotides long. RefSeq names its product glycoside hydrolase family 1 (gene cel1a). The transcript has 2 exons. Gene Ontology annotation, biological process: carbohydrate metabolic process. NCBI's taxonomy places the organism in Eukaryota, Fungi, Ascomycota, Sordariomycetes, Hypocreales, Hypocreaceae. Bases 1 to 1401 code for a protein of 466 amino acids. Gene Ontology annotation, molecular function: beta-glucosidase activity. The record is from RefSeq and is a predicted model, not a curated record.